This is a messenger RNA of Linnemannia hyalina, 864 nucleotides long. The record is from the annotation of a GenBank genome assembly. Lineage: Eukaryota; Fungi; Mortierellomycota; Mortierellomycetes; Mortierellales; Mortierellaceae.
AUGGACAAAAUCAUGAUCCCUGUUUCCUUGACAACCCCGAUCGGAACCUCAGCAAUCCGUCGGGUCGCCACCACCGCCGCAAUCCGAUCCACCACCAUGCGUACCUCAACCUCCGGACUCCGGUUCUAUGCUGCCACUUCUGUUCGCCCCGUCACAUCAGCAGCACCACCACCCUGCACAAACACCCUCCGCAAGACUCUCCACCCUACUACCUCCGCACGUUUCCCCAGCGCCACCCCCGCACCAUUCACAGCAACCCGCUUGGCACCCAUUAUCCGCCGCGGCUUCGCCACCUCAACAGCCGGCAAGACAGCAACAACAGCCUCUACCACAACCGCCGCUUCCGGCAGCACCGUCGUCGCUUCCACCACUCCCCAGAAAAGCGGCUUCAUGGACAAGAUCAAGCAACUGAUCAAACAAUACGGCUAUACCGGCGUCGCCGUCUACCUCGGCAUCUCCACCCUCGACCUCGCUGCAACCUUCAUCAUCGUCAAAGCCGCCGGCAUGGAGAAAAUCGAAAAAGGCCAAGAUUACCUGAUCGAACACUAUGGUCAUUACGUCGGGUACAAGCCAAAGCCUCACGCUCACAACAACCCCGAGGCAGUGGAUCUGGAUAAGGUGGAUGAUGAGCAGGUGGGCGCAAUUUAUAACAAGGCUUCUGGGUUGUGGAGCGUAUUUGUGAUUGCCUAUGGGAUCCAUAAGCUUUUGGUGCCUUUGAGGGUUGUUGCGACCAGUAUGAUUACGCCUCCGCUGGUCAAGUGGUUGGUUAGGAAGGGAUGGAUCAAGGAGGUUGCCAAGAAGGGCGCUGUUAAGGCGAGUGCCGGAACUGCUGCGGUUGGAGCCGCUGCCACCCCCAAGCCAUGA